This is a messenger RNA of Haliotis rubra (blacklip abalone), 4842 nucleotides long. RefSeq names its product equilibrative nucleoside transporter 1-like. The record is from RefSeq and is a predicted model, not a curated record. Gene Ontology annotation, molecular function: nucleoside transmembrane transporter activity. Gene Ontology annotation, biological process: nucleoside transmembrane transport. Lineage: Eukaryota; Metazoa; Mollusca; Gastropoda; Lepetellida; Haliotidae. Gene Ontology annotation, cellular component: plasma membrane.
CAACAUCGUACAGCUAACGGGAAUGGCUCUCUGUCCUCAACAACACAACUCGCUGGGAGCGCACCGAAAAGGGACGUAACUCAAACCUAACCAUAGGUGGCGUUGUUAGUUAUGGCGACCAACAGACUACAACAUUAUUUCAACGGGUCUGAGUUUUGCUGUUAUAACUGCUGAUGUAUGCUGUGAUGGAACUGUAGUGGAAGCUGAUCUUUGUUCGGAAUAUAAUCAUCAUUAGCCAUGACAUCACGCAACACAGCACGCGGGGAAGCUCUACCCCUCUCAACGUUCGGGAAACGGGGCGGGGAGGAAGAGAAUACCCACGUUGUGACCAAUAGUCUCUAUGCGAAUCCGUGGAAAAAUCCACCAAACCGAAAUGGCACACCAGAUGGUGGCACUUCGGAGGAGCGGCUUCGUUUCCUUCCGCCACCAGUAAAACUUGACCCAGGUUGGGAGGCAACGGAUCGCAACCCUGAUGAACUCAACUUCCGCCUUCAGACUAAAGUGGAAGAACUAGAAAAACGGCAGCCAUCGGACAGGUUUUUCCUUGUUUACAUUAUAAUGGUUAUUCAUGGGUUAGCAAUCCUGAUGCCUUGGAACAUGUUCAUAAAUGCCAAAGCUUAUUUUGAGAAUUACAAGUUAAAUUCAACAGAUGUCUCAAAUGAAAGAGUAGUUGAGUACAGUAAGAACUUCAUGAGCUAUGUGGGAAUCUUCUCCCAUGUGCCCAACGUCUUGAUGAGUGCGUUCAACCUCUUCUGUCAAUGGCCAGAAGCUUUCUUCUGGAUCACUAUGGCAUCUGUAGCAGUUUUAAACAUGGCAUGUGGCAUAUACCAGAACAGCAUGUAUGGUGUAGCAGCCAAUCUGCCCAUGAAAUUCACAAACGCCAUCAUCCUUGGAAAUAAUGUAUCUGGAACUUUAGUUGCUGCCUUCAAUAUUAUAUGCAUUGUCAUUGCGCCAAACAUCAGGACUUCAGCCAUCUACUACUUUGUGACAGCCAUAGUGUGUCUCCUCAUUGCAUUUGAUGCAUACUACAUCUUGCCAUUAACUAGAUUUUACCGUCACUUCAAAACGCUGGUGAAGUUGAAGAAAGAAGCAUCUCCUUCUCAGAACCAGAGAGAGUCCUGUGGUCAGACGAUCCGUAGAUACUGGUCUGUGUUCAAAGAGAUCUGGGUGUUGAUACUCUGUGUGUGGUUUGUGUUCUACGUGACAUUGAUACUCUUCCCUGCCAUCCAGAGUGACAUUGAGAGAAUCCACUUCCCCAUUUCAGAUACCUAUUUCAAGCCAAUCUUCUGUUUCCUUAACUUCAACUUCUUUGCUUUACUUGGAAACAUAACAACUGAAGUGGUCAAAGUGCCUGGACCUCGCUUUGUGUGGAUUCCAAUCCUUAUCCGUGGGCUGUUCUUCAUCCCAUUCUAUAUGCUGUGUAACUUUCGCCCAGAAGUUCGCACGAUCCCUGUCCUCAUCAACAAUGACUAUGUUUACAUCAUCGGUGCAGCUUUGAUGGCAUUCACCAGCGGCUACUUCAGCAGCUUGUGUAUGAUGUAUGCACCAAAGUAAGUACAAGGGAAAAUCGCGGGCACUGCUGGAAUGAUGAUGGCAUUCUUCUUAGUUCUUGGCAUUUCCUGCGGGAUCAAUUCCUCACUGGGACUUGUCAAACUAGUUGAGAUGUUUUAAGUUCAGAUCCAAGGAACAUCACGGUAAUCUGCUGGGUUAUCAUGUCAGUUUGGAAGCACAAUUACCUGCAUUAACACUUCAUGUGGUAACGGCCCUUCAGUUGUAUGUCCAACAGCCAUCAUAUGGGAAUCAUCGUUCAAAGGGAGAUUGACAAACAUGGUUUUACUGUAUAACAAACUGCUUUGAAAGGUUGUUUAAGGUGUAUAAGUCUGGAGUUGGCUUCAGCAUCUGUGAGGAGAUAUACCAGCUGAUCUAUACAGCAUAUUGAAACUGCUUAAGAGAAGGGUAUGUCCCAUGUGUUCAUCUCUUUGAAGAAGAUGGUGAAAUGAGGAGCCGGACUAAAUAUUUUUUCAUUGGACUCAUCAUUGGUAAGUCCUACAGUGUGGCGUGUGGAGUUCACUCUCAUCCUCUCAAAUGCAUAACAUUCCUCACGGAUAUCAUUCACAUUAUACCGGAUGCUACGCAUUUUACAAAUGAAUUAUGAACUGUAUGUAACAGUUUGUUCUCAUAUUUUGAGAACUGAUAGCAAUUAAUGAUGUAUUAUGAUUCAGUGAUUGAGAAACAGAAGUGUACUGAAAUAUGAAUGAUUUGAAAAAUCAAUAUCCACCAUAUUAAAUUGGUGAAAAGAAAAGAAAGGUCCUGUACAACAUACAUUAAAAGAAGACUGAAGAAUAACCAGUUGAAACUUUUGGCAUUCACAAGUACUGUAUCAACAGUUCAGAAAGCAGACAGUGACGUGUAUGUGAAUAACUCUGCCAUGACCUGCUAUUAUAGUCUGUCAUCAUCUGCUGUCAUGUCAUCUCAUAAGUGAAAGUUAUGAAAUCUAUCUGUACCAGCGCCAGUACGAGUUCAUUAUACAUUCUUGUCUGUAAACUAUUUCCUUAGACUGUUUGGUAUGCUGCUGAAUCCCGGAAAUAUACUCAAUAGUUUUUGCAUGUUUUUUUGGGGGUCAUAUAUUAGUCAUUCUCUUUUUGUCAAGGGUAAUGUUCUUGACAUGCCGCUUGUUUUUAACUGAUGGCCAGUAUAAAGAUGUUUUGCAGUGAAGUAGAAUAGUGUAAGAAUACAUUUGGGUUAGGGUUGCUGGAAAAGUUACUAUAUAUUUCACACACAGCAGGACGAUAUGGACAGUGUAUGAACAUGUCUAUUCAUUUCUAAUGAUACUGAGAGCCAAGUUAGAAUUGGUCUUCAGCAACUCAUACUUGUCAUAAGGGGCGACAUACAAGAUUGGGUGGUCAGGCUUGCUGACUUGGUUGACACAUGCUAUUGUAUCCCAACUGUGUAGAUUGAUGCUCAUGUUGUUGAUCACUGGAUCGUCUGAUCUAGAGCCGGUUAUUUACAGACGCCAUCAUAUAGCUUGAAUAUAUAGCGGCGUUAAACAACAAACAAACAAUGAAAGCUAAUGAUAUUGUCAGAUGAAGGGGAGAAUGAAGAGAAACAAGCUGAAUAUGUUCCAGUACAAUGAUGACCACAUUACAGAGUUAGUAUUACAAAGUACUGCUGUUGAUGUUUUGAUGACACUUGAUGUUUUAAGAUUACAGUGACUACAAUAAUCUUACCGGACACUUUUUCAAAACCAAACAAACAGCAUUUUUGUUUAAAGAUUCAAAAUAUUACACUUCUCUAUUCUGCAUCUGCUCUUGUUGGACGUUAACAAUCAGUGGCCAUACCAACUGGGUAAUUGAGAUGUGUCAAUACACUCAUAUUUUCAACAUGUUUGAAAUGUUUCAGAGUGCAUUUCAUUGUCAUGUGAUUUCAUUUGGCAUUUUUGAAAAUGUUGGCUGAAUGUCUUCUGUUAGAGAGUUAUGAAGACGGACACAGGAUUUUAUAAUUUAUCACAUGGAUCGUUUAUAAUUGAAGUUGUUUUUUGCCAUGAAGUGUGAUAAGUGUUUGUUGAACUUUUUUAUGGUGAAAUGAUUAUGUUAUAUUUUUAGCAAAUUCCUGGUGUUUUUGUGUGUAUAGAAUACACGCAAACUGGAAUAUUUAUGAACUUGUAUUGCUAGUCUAAAAUUUUAACUGCUUUAAAUACACUUAAGUAAAAUCAAAUCUGUAUUUUCUCAAAUAUAUGCUCUCUUAAAUAUAUUUAUUCAUAUAUCUGAGAUAUAUCAUUGUAGCACAUUGUUGACAGAUUUCACCGUUUUGAAAAUAUGUGAAAAUGUUUUUACAGUUGUAACACAUCACAUUAUUUAGUAAUAUAACCACUGUUUAUCACAAAUGUUCCUAAAUUAAUAUGGAAGAUACUUCAACUCAGUUUCAGUUGAAGUAGCCAUGACAAGCCAUGAGAUAUGAAAUGAAAUUAAUCUGUGCCAACAACAAUGCACCAUGAGGGCAUUUAUGGGUUUUAUCUCUUAUUUUGUCUGUUACUUUCUUGUUCCUUGUAUAAUAUCAGAUGCUUAUGCUGUUGAUCACUGGAUUGUCUGGUCCAGACUGGAUUAUUUACAGACCGCUGCCAUACAGUGUCAUUUAACAACAAACAAACCAAAAUUAUAAUGUCAUAUAUCAUGUUGGUUGAGUCGAAGGAAUGGUGUAACAUAGUGUUGUAGGAUGAUUGGAGAUGUUUUGUUUAGAAUCGGACUGUCUCUGAGGCAUGGACUGCACAGUCAUCUGAUCUUUGGGCAUACUUGAAACAUAAUUACUUUUCCAAGUUUGCUGUGAUUUGUUUGUCACCAACCUGGUGAACAGCUAAGACUGGCAUUAUGGGUUUUCAAGCUACAUCAGUUGACAUGCAGGAACAUAUCUAAAUUACUAUUUACAUGAUUAAUGGAACAUUUAACCCAAAGUCUCUGUUGUGAACUCCAGUAGAGUGAUACUGUCACCAGAUAUAGAAACAACAUAAGACGAUUUGUCGGCUUUAUAAUAUGUCUGUAAGAUUUAUACUUGCUACAUGUACGUUACUACAGAUAAGAACAUGGCUGAAGCACACAGAGGGCAACAAGUAUUUAAGGUUUUAGUGCAAGUUGAACAUCUCACACAUGGUUAGAAUCAGUAUAUUCUUCUUUUGGUUCAAAAUACACUGCCUUGUUCAAAUAUUUUCUUGCGUGGUUUGGUUCCAGGUUCUGUACCUGAGAAUAAUUUUGCCGCAAGACGUUGAAUUUACAUUGUAGCCUGUUUUGAUUUGUGUGCAGGUUUUGGUGGUUGUCAUGUAUCCUGCCAGGGGCGUAGCCACCAUUAUGA